This is a messenger RNA of Vicugna pacos (alpaca), 2168 nucleotides long. The record is from RefSeq and is a predicted model, not a curated record. Lineage: Eukaryota; Metazoa; Chordata; Mammalia; Artiodactyla; Camelidae.
GGCGGGGGGCCGGCCGCCCGGGCUGGACGUGCUGCCGGGUCGAGGCGCGCCGGGCGGCCGGGGCCGGGCUCUGCUGCCACUGCUGGCAGCGCUCGCCUGGUUCUCGAGGCCUGCCGAGGCGGAGCAGGAGCGGGAGCGGCGGGGAGCCGGCGGGGACGCGGCUGAGGACGCGGCGGCCGAGGCGGAGGCCGAGAUUGUGCAGCUGCUGAAGCGAGCCAAGUUGAGCAUAAUGAAAGAUGAGCUGGAAGAGGCAGAGCUGCUUCUGCAUGACGCUCUUCGCCUUGCCUUUAAGAGCAACAACAAGAAGGCCGUCACCUACACUUACGACUUGUUUGUAAUUUGCUUUCAGAUGGCUAACCUAGCGUUUAUACGGGGUCAACUUGAAAAUGCGGAAAAGCUUUUUAAAGCAACCAUGAGUUACCUGCUCGGAGGGGGCAUGCAGCAGGAAGACAAUGUGAUCAUUGAAAUCUCCCUAAAGCUGGCCAGUAUUUACGCUGCUCAGAAUAGACAGGACUUGGCUCUUGCUGGCUAUGAAUUCUGCAUUUCAACUCUAGAGGAAAAAAUUGGAAGAGAAAAGGAAUCAGCAGAAGACGUCUUGUCAGUGGAAGAGAAGGCCGACACCCAGCUCCUCCUCGGCAUGUGCUUAGACGCCUGCGCGCGCUACCUGCUGCUCUCCGAGCGGCCGUCGCGGGCACAGAGGAUGUACGAGAGAGCCCUGCAGAUUUCUGAAGAAAUCCUAGGAGAAAGACACCCGCAGACCAUUGUGCUGAUGAGUGACCUGGCGACCACCCUGGAUGCGCAGGGCCGCUUUGAUGAGGCCUGUGUUCAUGCGCAGAGGGCAUCGGAUCUGGCGAGGCAGAUGGAGCAUCCUGAGCUUCACGUGCUGCUCAGUAAUCUGGCUGCAGUCCUCAUGCACAGAGAACAAUACGCACAAGCAAGAGAACUCUACCAGGAAGCCCUGAAGCGAGCGGAGCUGCGGAGAGAUGAGCUUUCCGCCCAGCACAUCAGGGAGGAGCUGGCCGAGCUGGCGAGGAAGAGCAGGCGUCUGCUGUAGUCUCCGCAGGCCCCAGGCUGCCCCCGUGGUAACAGCUGGGACUCCAGGCUCAGGGCGCCCAGAUCAGCGGCUUCAGUCCUUGGUCCUUGACACUCAGGUUCCCUCAGCGUGGUCCUGGGGAGGACGAGCUGUUGGGCACUGCUACUCUUGUUUUUUAGAGAAAACUUUGACCCCCAACUGGUUUUGCUUCUAAGGGUGGGUGUCAGUUGGUGCUUGCAGCUGGGGCCCGCGGUUGGUGGGGUGCUGGCCCGCCUGACUGCAGGCGAAGGGGGCGGGUCACCCAGGCAUCUCGCUGGAGGUUCAGUCCAUUGAUUGGCUGCCACCUCUUCUCUGACGUUAUCAAUACCUGGCAGACAGCGCUCCCUGCCUCUUGCCCAGGGGGACUGUGGUGAGUUACCUUGUCUUCUAGUCUUUCUCAUGAAGCCCAGGGUGGGGUCUGACGCAGAAAGGAGGGCAGAUGGUAUCUUGGCUUGCCGCCAGGUUUUAAAGUGGGAAUUAGCACUUGAAAGCGUAGCACCCAUUUGAUUUUAUAAAUGAAAGUCGGUCAUUGGUUUCUGUGAAGGUCUGGGUAUAUACAACCGUGAGGAAAGGGAUGAGAGCCUCCUGCUGCCCGUCUCUGAGCACCCGCUUCUCCACCCCUCGGCCACGCGCUGUCUUCGGAGCGUGCUGCCCGGGCUGCACCCCAAACCUCUGCCUCAGACUGGAGCCCUCGGGCUGUGAGCCCCACCCCCCACCCAUAAUCCCGACACGCGGUCCCCUGACCUGGGCCAGGCCUUGGCUGUCUGGGUUCAGGUCUGUGUCCUCCUGUGUGAAGGAAGGAGCAGGUGCGAUCCUCUCUUGGCCGUGGGGGAUGGAUCUGGCUGACGGCCUGAAGUAGACAGGCUGCUGUGUGGAGAGGCCUUUAGCCCACUGCCUCAGAGGAUGUGCAGUGUAGAAACGCAGGUGCAUAGACGUCUUCACCCCAGCAGGUUUGCGGCUCCUCUGGGUACCACGAAGGGGCGCCAUUACUGCUCGGAUGCCGGUGGGGUGUGAGCGGGAGGGAGAAGCUGGUAUUCCUGGUUCCUGUGUACAUACUGGAAGAAUCUUUUUAUAAUAAACUGGAGACUCCACAGCC